Symbiodinium sp. CCMP2456 is the source of this 1809-nucleotide messenger RNA. The record is from the annotation of a GenBank genome assembly. Lineage: Eukaryota; Dinophyceae; Suessiales; Symbiodiniaceae.
AUGCAACUGGUGGCGGAGCAAGAUUGGGCCACCAAAAGAGCCCUGGUGGAACAAGCCCGCAACCACGAUUGGGAGCUGGGCCUGACGGAUGACGCGGACUGGCGACAAAAACUCCGGAAGCACUUCGAGAGCAUCUUCGCCAAACAGCGGGGAACUAGCGUGUCAAUGGCCAUACAGGACACCCUCGGGCGAUUGGCCCGCCUCUGCAAGCAACAGCCCUGGAGACCCUUCCAACUGGAGGACCUCCAAGCGACGAGAAGCCGGUGGAAGAAUGGGAAAUCGUGUGGCCCCGACCGAGUCUCACACGAGGCCCUCAAGGCCAUGCUCUCCCACCCAGUCUGGGGGAACAAGCUCGUCGAACUCUUCAAUGACAUGCUCUACACGGCCCGCAUAGUGGAGAGCAUCGAGGCCAGCAUCACAAUCUUGUUGGCAAAAGUGCCACAGCCGCUGGCAUGGGGGGAGACCCGCCCCAUUACAUUGACGUCCGUUCUGCUGAAAACAUUCGGGCAACUUCUCCUUCAGCGAGCGGGGGACUCAGUACAGACCCCAGCAAGACUACAGUGGUGCCGCAAAGGACGCCAGGGAAUCGAGCUCAUCAUGAUCCUUCGUCGAAUUGCCAGAAUUGCGCAUGACUGGGGCUUGGACAUGUAUAUUGCCAAACUCGACAUACGAAAGGCCUUCGACAGCAUCUUCCAGGAGAGCCUCGCCUCCCACAUCAGCAAACAAGUGGGGGAAAAAGGCAAACUACCUUGGGAAGCCCGAGCUUGGGUCUCCCUCCUUCAUGCGCAGCGCAUCACAAUCCACGUGGCCGGGGAAAGCAUCCCCGUAGACCAGAGCAACGGCGUACGCCAGGGCGCUCCAGAAAGCCCAGUCGCAUUUGGAGCCGUCGUUGCCGAGGACCUUGACGCGUCCAUCGCCGAUGGGGGGAGCUACAUGGACGACAACUACAUAUGGUCAGUGGACAAGAAGCAUAUGCAGGCGAUGUUGGACCAACUCGGGGAACGACUUCCCCGGCGAGGCCUCUUCCUGCACCCCACGAAGACGGACAUCAUUCGGAACAACAGCACCCCGGUCAAGUUCAAUGUGGCGGGGGAAGUGGUGCCGACAAAGGGACCGCACCACAUGUUCUAUGUACUCGGAAGCCCCCUCUCUUUCCAGGGGGGAACCCCUAUGCUGGUCGCUGAGAUGCAGAGCAGGGCGAGAAAAGCCUUUUGGGCCCACCGAGACGCGUUCACGUCCAAAGCCAGCCUGCGUGACAAACUCAAGCUGCAUGUCAUCCUAGUGCGCCAAAGUGCACUUUGGGCUUGCCAGACGUGGCCCUGCCACACAAGCCUGCUGCGGGCCGUCAACUCCGUGCAAAUCGCACAGAUGCGCACGAUGCUGGGACUCAAGAGAUUGCCGACGGAGGAAUGGGCAACUUGGAACAAGCGCAGCCUCAGACGGACGAGACUGGCCCUCUUUCACAGCGGGGGAGUCCGAUGGAGCUCAUUCGUCCUCUCCCAAAUCUGGAGGGCUGUUGGACACAUUUGCAGAGGGGAUGUCAUCGGCAACAAAGUCUUCCAGUGGCACAGCUUACAGUGGUGGCAAGAAAUGAAGGAGCGGGGGAACGCGGCGCAGCAUGCCCAACGCUUCAACGCCUUCAUGGACAUCGACCGCCAACUCAGUGACACCGCAGGCAGAGACUGGGGGAUGAAAGCCCUCAACCGAGAGACGUGGAGCAGCCUCGAAGCGACUUUCAUCGACCGCUAUGACGUCCCCUGGAGCAGUGGCAAGCAACCCAGUCUUCAGGGGAACACCUUGCUGACUUGA